Molecule: messenger RNA, 1606 nt
Organism: Chrysoperla carnea
Lineage: Eukaryota; Metazoa; Arthropoda; Insecta; Neuroptera; Chrysopidae
Product: DNA primase large subunit-like
Exons: 5
Coding region: 1-1470 (489 amino acids)
Biological process (GO): DNA replication, synthesis of primer
Cellular component (GO): alpha DNA polymerase:primase complex
Source: RefSeq, a predicted model, not a curated record
AUGAAUAUUGUAGUCUAUGAUUUUAACGACACUGCUACGUGCAGUGCUAAAAAAGAAUUAUUGAAAUUAUAUCCGCACGAUUUAACAUUCUUUGAAAAUCGACCUGAUGGCAUAUUCAAUUUAAAGGAAAUUGAAGAAUUCACCGAACAACGAUUACAAGUAAUGAUGAUUAUUAAAGAAGCAACUGAUCUAGGAUUCGAAUACAUGUCAGAAGAUUGGAAUAAACAUAUUUUCGAUAUGUUAACAACGCACCAUCUUCAAGAUUAUAUUCGAUUAUUCUAUCAUGCUGAUUUCAAAACUUCACUAGAUGAUAUCGAACGACGUCGACGCGAUUUUCUAUCACAUUACAUGCUAGUUUUGGCUUGUUGUUCGAAUGAAACUAAACGGAAUUAUUUAAUUCGAUUGGAAGCGGAUAUGUUUCAUGUCAAAUUUAACAAUUUACCAGAUGCAGGUGUUCGAGAAUUUAUUCGAAUUAAUAAUGUUCGAAUGUUAAAAUUGAUUUCGAAUGACGAGAAGAGUAAAUACCGUGACGAUUUAUUAAAUUGUACGGAUCGAUUGACUACAAGUAAUUUUGAUUCGACUGAUUUUUAUAAAGUUCCUUAUACAUCAGCACCUGAAUUGAUUCAAAAUUUGGAUUGUUUUGUGAGACGAGGCUUUGUCUACGUGCCUCAUUAUCUUUCAGUUUAUGUUUUCAAAAAUAUUUUUAUAGGUUAUUUAACAAACCGUUUAUUGUACUAUUGCGAUAAUCUUAAACAUUUUUUCGAACCACGUUUACAAGAAAUAAUUGAUCGUACAAGGUACAGCAGCAACAAGAUGAUCUCCGAUGACAGUAAUUAUGUCACGAAAACGACUGUAGAUAAUUCCAAAAAGAUUUUAGAGUCAUUUGACACUGUGGCACAAACUUCGUUUCCAUUGUGUUCACGAAAUUUAGUUGAUGUGAUGCAACGAUUUCAUCAUCUUAAAUACAAUGGACGUCAAUUACUUCAAUUGUUUUUGAAAGGAAUUGGUCUAACUGUACACGAUUGUUUGACUCUUUUUAGGAAUGAAUUUACUAAAAUAAUGACUGAAGAUCACUUUCAAAAAGAAUAUGGAUACUACAUUGAAUAUAAUUAUGGCUUAAAGGGAAGCAAAAUCAAUGUUCCUCCACCAAAUUGUAUGGACAUAAUCGAAAAUUAUCCUCCAGCAAAUCACAAUCGUAGGGAAUUUCAUGGUUGUCCGUUUAAAGAGUGGGAUAUACCAUGCUUGGAGAGAAGAUUAGCUCAUUGUGGAAUCAGUAAUGAAGAAAUUACUCAAAUAAGUAAUUUAACCAAAGAAGGACAUGCGCAAGUUGCAUGUAGUAAAUUUUUUGAGUACACACAUGGAGGCACAGAGAUACACAUAAGUCAUCCAAAUCAAUUUUAUAAAGAGAGCAGAAAAUAUUUCACAAAAACGGAAAAAGUUACAGAAGAACAAAAAUCCAUAAAUGUUUAAUAAUUUUAUUUAAAUUAAAAAUACAGGGUGAUUCAGUUAUAACAGCAAUACUUCCACAACAUACACACAUUUUCGAUGAAGUCUUGCUGAUGUAAAUUAGACCAGAGGAUCAGGACAGGGUAGCUUAUUGAGUUGA